AUGGAUCCCCUCGCACAGCUGGCAACAGGCCAGAUCCUAUGGAUUGCAUGCUACGCCGCCGCCCUCGUGUGUAUCUCGGUCUUCCUCAACGUCCUGAAUCAAAUCUUCUUCUACCGCGCGAAUGAACCCCCUGUUGUGUGGCACUGGAUUCCUUUUCUGGGGAGUACCGUUGGCUACGGCAUGGAUCCGUAUCGGUUUUUCUUUGCUUGUCGGGAGAAGUAUGGCGAUAUCUUCACUUUUAUCCUGCUGGGUAGGAAGGUCACUGUAUACCUUGGUAUUGAAGGAAAUGAGUUUAUUCUCAAUGGGAAACUCAAAGACGUUAACGCCGAGGAAGUCUAUGGCAAGUUGACUACCCCCGUGUUUGGGUCGGAUGUGGUAUAUGAUUGUCCAAAUUCGAAGCUGAUGGAGCAAAAGAAGGUUUAUUAUUCCCUUUCCCUCCCUCACCCUAUCCAUCUUCAAGAAAAGACCCCGACUGAUGCAAAAAAGUUCGUCAAAUUCGGUCUCGGCCAAGCAGCUCUAGAAUCCUACGUCCCCCUAAUCGAGGAAGAAGUGGAACAAUAUAUCAAGACAUCUGGUCGAUUCAAAGGCUCCAGCGGAACCAUCGACCUAAGCACAGCCAUGGCCGAGCUCACAAUCUUCACAGCGGGCCGCACCCUGCAAGGCGACGAGGUGCGCGCAAAGCUUACCUCCUCCUUCGCAGACCUGUACCACGACCUCGACCGGGGGUUCUCGCCAAUUAACUUUAUGCUGCCCUGGGCACCGCUGCCUCACAACCGCAAGCGAGAUGCUGCGCAUGCGAAGAUGAGGGCUAUUUAUCUGGAUAUUAUCCAGUCUCGACGAGAGAACCCUAGCAAACAGUCUCCGACUCCAUCCAACGAUAUGAUCUCCAACCUCAUGCACUGUGUAUACCGCUCCGGCACACCAAUCCCGGACAAAGAAAUCGCACACAUGAUGAUAACGCUGCUGAUGGCAGGCCAGCACUCCUCAUCCGCAAUCAGCUGCUGGAUCAUGCUCCGACUGGCCUCAGAGCCGGCCCUGGCCGAAGAGCUAUAUCUAGAACAGAAGCAGCAGCUCGGCGCUACCUUACCACCACUGGAAUACAAGGAUCUCGACAAGCUACCCCUGCACAAGAACGUGGUCAAGGAGACACUGCGCAUCCACUCAUCGAUCCACACGCUCAUGCGCAAAGUCAAGAACCCGCUUCCUGUGCCAGGGACAGAAUUUGUGGUUCCAGUGACGCAUACCCUUCUCUCGUCGCCGGGGUUCACAGCGCGCGAUGAGCGGUUUUUCCCGAGUCCGAUGAAGUGGGAUCCGCAUCGAUGGGAAAAGGAGGAGGGGGAGCAGAAUGAGGGAGUCAACGAGGAUACGGUUGACAAUGGCUACGGCGCCGUGUCGAAGGGGACGCGCAGUCCGUACCUCCCGUUCGGGGCGGGUCGACACCGCUGCAUUGGGGAGAAGUUUGCGUACUUGAAUCUAGAGGUUAUUGUGGCGACGCUGGUGCGGCAUUUCCGGUUUUAUAAUGUGGAUGGGAGGGUUGGGGUGCCGGAGACGGAUUACUCGUCUCUAUUUUCUCGGCCUAUGCAGCCUGCUACGGUGCGCUGGGAGCUUCGUGCUUAG
Penicillium lagena is the source of this 1617-nucleotide messenger RNA. RefSeq names its product cytochrome P450. The coding region runs from base 1 to 1617 and encodes 538 amino acids. The record is from RefSeq and is a predicted model, not a curated record. Lineage: Eukaryota; Fungi; Ascomycota; Eurotiomycetes; Eurotiales; Aspergillaceae. The transcript is spliced from 3 exons. Gene Ontology annotation, molecular function: heme binding; monooxygenase activity; iron ion binding. Gene Ontology annotation, biological process: ergosterol biosynthetic process.